GCGGGCAGUUAUCGCGCGACUGCCGUAUUGAGCGCGCGUUCUCGGUUCCGCGACAAAAAAUGACCAUUUCGAUUUAAAAAAAGUUUUUUCUUUUUUGGGAUUAUUUUUCUAAAAACAAUGGAGCAUCAGAAGUUAGAAAACAUGGCGUCGACAGCCCUUAUGUUGCCAAAAGAAAAUGGGGAUGAGAAGGUAGUGAUUUUGACGCCAGGAAAUGGUGUUGGGAAGAUUUUGAUCAGGGAGGACACGAUCCUGGCCAACUUGCAAGGUUGUGCUGGAUGUGGCAAGGCGCAGUUCACUUGUGGUGGAGGCUCCAAACGAUGGUCUGCCCUUUGUUGGGGGAGGCAGUCCGAUAGGAAAUAUUACUGCUUGUUAACUUUAUUAUCUGCGACGUUCGUGCUGAGCCUCAUUGGAACUAUAUUCUUCUGUUUCACGAAUACGAUCAACGAUGCUAUAUUAUCUAACAUGGUCAUCCGGAACAACUCUCUAGCGUUUUCAAUAUGGCAACGCCCUAACGUCAAUCCUCUUAUGAAAGUUCACAUCUUCAACUACACGAAUUGGGAGCGCGUACGCAGCGGGCAAGAUGAGAAAUUAAAAGUAGAAGAUGUCGGCCCUUAUGUUUACUCCCAGCAGCUGGAGCGAGUGAACAUCAAGUUCUGGAAGGACCAGCUGAGCUUCCAAGAACGUAACCACUUCAAAUUCUUACCCGACAAGAGCGCAGGCGCGCACUUCGAUAAAAUCAUCGUACCCAAUCUACCACUACUAGGUGUGGUGUCAAAGGCAAUAGACAUGAAUGUGAACAGCCUCUCGCAGAGUGCUCUCAACUACGCCUUGACCUUCGCCGUUAACCAUCCUAAUGCCUUCAUUGAACUACCGGUUGCAAGAUUUUUAUGGGGUUAUGAUGACACCAUCAUCGAUACAGCCAAACCGUUCCUGUCUCUGCAGGGGAAGCUGAACUUCGACAAAUUUGGACUCCUAGUUACUAAAAACGGCACGGUGUCAGAUCGCCUCACCAUCAACACAGGCGAAAAUGACAAGGACAGAAUGAACAUGAUCCAGAGACUGAACGGUGAAGACAGACUGCCCUACUGGGGUAGCCAGGAGUGUAACAGUAUCGAAGCAUCAGACGGGUCGAUCUUCCCCCCACUCCUGCUGGAUAGGAAGACUCCCCUACACGUGUUCUACCCCAACCUGUGCAGACGACUACCCUUCAAGUACGACAGAGACAUUGAGGUGGCAGAUGGCAUUCAACUCUUGCGCUACAGGAUGCCACAAAACGUGUUCGACGACCCUGCCCACAACCCAGCGAACCAGUGCUACUGUGAGAUAGACACGGGUGUCUGUCCCCCUCGCGGCGUCAUCAACGUAACCGCCUGCGCCAUGGGUGCACCAGCGUUGGUGUCAUUCCCACACUUCAACCAGGCUGACCCCGAGCUCAGGGAGCAGGUCCUGGGCAUGCAUCCGGACCCGGAGAAGCACGACAACUACCUGGACGUCCAUCCGACCCUUGGCAUUGCCCUUAGUGGUAAAUCCAGUUUACAAUUCAACAUCCAAGUGAGAAAGACUCCGAUGUUUUCGUCACUCAAUUUCUUACCCCACGGACUAAUAUUACCCAUAGCUUGGGUUGAAAUGAGCGUCGAAGAGUUACCGGAGAGCCUACGUUCCCUGGUCUACCACGGGACAUACUCCACCGCAGCAGUCCAAUUAGGACUCAUCGUGACAUCAGUCAUAGCUCUUGUCGUCUCCGGUAUAUGCCUCUGCUUGCUGCUAGUGCGAAAGAGACAAAAACCCUGCAUGACCUUGAAAAAGGUCCCAGUUGACACAGAACUGAAGGCACAGCAGCUAUCGUGAGAGUGGUUAAAAGUGAUAGGUAAUAGAACUUAAAAACUGGUGGUAACGUUGGUGAAAGAAAGGUGAAAGAUUAACUUAAGUUGUUGCGAAUAUUGUUGAACUACUUGUGUGAACGAGGAGCUUUCCAAGUCAAGUUCCCUAAUGAAUAUAUAGAUGGCACUCUACAGUCAUGAGUAAUAUAAUGUACCCACUUUAGAACCCUGUCGCGCUAUCAUAUUUGACAUUUAGUGAGACUUCCAGUUUAAUUUGUCAAAAAAGUUAAUGUGGCAUGGUAUCAAAGUGUAUACAUAUUAGUACUCGUGACCGUACGUAUAACGUUGCGUUCAUUCAACCUUCUAAUUCCAUGGAUUUCAGACAUAUGCAUCUUUUAUCUUUGUUUUUGAGUCUGCUACUUAUCGGAUAAAAUAUGGAUCAACGGGAAAGUAGGUAAUUAUCUCGCAGGAAUUAUACAACACCAUCUAAAUUUUUUUUGAGGAACUUGCCUUAAAAUGUCCCUCAUUGACUAGACAUCUUGCCAUUUUUCCUAUGGGUUCUAAGGUCAAUGACCGACUUCACCAAUCUGGCGGCAGUGUUAUUAAGUCGAGUCUCUUGGCAUGGCUUGUAACGACUGCGUAAAUACAUACCUAUAGUAAACUGAAACUGAACGCUUGAAGUGUUUUUAAAAAAACCGAACCGUUUUCUUAGCAAUCAGCUGAUCCUUGAAGGAUGUCUUUGACCUCAAGACCAUAGAGACAUGUUUAAUGUACCAACUAAACGCAAGUAGAGUUUGCUUUCCAACGAGGUAAAUAUUGGGUGAAUUUAUGCCACCGGAAGUACGGAUAAAUUCGGUUGUGCAAAUAUUUGAAAAAACGGGUAAUUUUUCUUUUAGACUGAUUUACGAAUUAAGAAUUACAUAACAAAAAGUACGUUUGACGUUUAUUGAAGACGUCAUAUGUGUGUAUUUCUGUAAAAAAUCCAUAGGAAUAUCGUUUUGUACUUUCGGUGCCGAAAAUUCAUCCAGUUCAUUCGCACGAGUUGUUACAAUCAAAACCAAAGUGACAGUGAACAGGUGCAGUAAGUGUUAGUUUAAGGAGUUUAUUUAGUAGGAAUAUGCCAGGCAUUUUUAAAUCAUGGUAAACAAUUAUUAAUUGAUUGCGUUACGCGUGAUUAUAAAACUAUCCCUUUACGUACAGUCAUGAGCAAUAUAAUGUACUCACUUUAGGACUCUGUCGCACUAACAUAUUUGACAUUUAGUGAGACUUACAGUUCAAUUUGUCAAAAAAGUUAGUGUGACAUGGUACCAAAGUGUAUACAUAUUAUUGCUCGUGACCGUACCUCAAUUGGUUGUUAAUUGAUUUCCAAAUCGGUUCGGGGUUUGAAAAGGUUACGUUGAUUAUUUCGUGUAAGUAAUAAAUGUAAUGUAACCUAUUUGCAACAUCACUUUUGAAAUAAAAAAUGUAUUUUAAAUUAGAAUAAAUUGAUAUAAAUUAUAAUAUUUAAAAUUUAUUAUUUAGCGAAAGGAGAUUGACCAGAAGUGGUCCAAACGUCUACCACUAACGAGGCCUGUUUACCGAAAUAGGUUACUAAAUACUAAAUCGCAGUCAAAAAUAUGCUGUCAGUAAAAAGUUUAUGGUUUUGUGAAGAAUCGUGUUUUUUAACCCUUUCACGGACAGAGAACAUGGGUCAAUGAUGGUUCAUAAUAGGUAAUAUGACACAUUGGGAUCGGAACGUCAUUUGACGUUCUGUCCUUGAAAGAGGGGCAAACAUAUUCUUUACUGAUGCAUAUUUUUUUUACUGCAGUUUGGAAUGUAUUACUCAGUAUUUAGUGACCUAUUUCGGUAAACAAGCCUCGUCGGUGGUGGAUAUUUAGACCAUGUCCCAUACAACUUUGGUCAAUCUUCAUUAUUUCAUUUCAUUUAGACAUUUGCGCACUUAAGCCAAGUAAUUUGCUUUUUUAAGUGAAAUCAUAGAUUUACUAAUGAAAUGCUCAGUGUGGCAUUUUUAAACCCUUUAUUUAGAAGCUGAGAAUCAGUUUAAUAAUCCAAUAUGGCAUUUCUGAACAGAAUCUGUUUUUAGCAUUAUUAUUUUUAUAUAUAUUUUUUAAUCUUAUUUAUUAGAAUAAAUGCAACGGCUGCCACUGCCAUCGCAACACGUAUGCGUGGUGCGAAGAUACGGUCCUGCUCGUUUAGAGACAGUUUCCUCGCGCGGUUUAUGCCUCGCACGGCAAAUGCCUCGCGCGGAAAAUGCCUCGCGCGGCAAAUGCCUCGCGCGGCAAAUGCCUCGCACGGAAAAUGUCUCACGCAGCAAAUGCCUCGCGCGGCACAUGCCUCGCGAGACUGUCCACUUAGUGUAGACGCGUCUAAUGCCUUGGAAAAGCACAUCCCAGAUGUGUAAAUUUUGCUCAAAAUAUUCUAUAAAAUUUAUAUUUUUAUAUAUAUUUGCAUUUUAUUAUUGAAUGUUAUUUCUCAUUUAUUUUUUAUGAAUAUAUUAUGGGAAAGUAUUUCAUAUACCAUAUCAUAAAACAUUAUUAUCAUGAUACAAAUAUAAUAGUUUAAUAAGAUUAAAUAUUCAUAUUUUAAGUGGGUGUUAUAAUUUUAAAGCAAAGUAUAUUAUAAAUAAAUGUUACCUAUAUUAUAUUUUUGUAUUCUAUUUAGUACGUGAAUUACUUAAAAAUUAAUUAAAAUAUGUAAAAUAUAGAAUCUACUUUAUAUAGGCUGUGUUGAAUAAAAAUAGACGGAAUUAUGUAAUAAGAUAUAAAAAUAUUCUAAAAUCUAUAUUUCCUACUUAAUUUAGUAUGACGCAUAAUAUAUUUCUUUUUAUUAUGACCAUGACACGCGCCUGAAGUAGGUAAAGAGUUUUAUACAUAAUUAUAUUGGUAUAUACGUCGGAAGAUGACUUAGUUAUGAACAAAUUAAAAAAAUAAGACCGCUACUUAUCAAAAAUAAAAUAAGUAUUUUUAAUAAAAAAAGAUUCGAUUUUUGUAAUCUUUAUAAGUAAUCCAGGGUAUUAAUACAAAUAAUACUUGACAAAAGACUUCAAAAAAAUGGACGUUUUUAAUUUGGCCCGUAUGUGCGUAAUUAAAUUACUAUAUAUUAUUCCUGAAAAAAAAAACCGCAAAAAUUAUAACAGCAAAAACUGCAUAAAAAAUAUUCAGUGAUACGCCAGAGUGUUACCCAAUAAUCGACUGAAUCUCGAUUAAUAAUCGAUUAUAUUCUAAACCCCUUACAACGCCAUCUAUAUUUGUUUGCGGAACGUGGCCUAGAAAGUCCCGCAUUCUCAUUAUCCCUCUAGCAUUAUCACAUUUUUCACAGGGUCCGCUUACCUAACCUGAAGAUUUGACAGGUCCGGUUUUUUACAGAAGCGACUGCCUGUCUGACCUUCCAACCUGCGAAGGGAAAACCAGCUCAACACAGGUUAGGUCACAUACCUCCGAAAAUCUCGGGAACGUGGGUAUAUUCUAAACCCCUUAAUAAUCGAUAUUUAGAUUCUUUAUCGAUAAUCGAUUAUUCGGCAACACUUGAGACAUAUUUGAUGACAGACCUCAUUUAAUAAUGUACUUAUAAUGAUUUUGUUUAAUCAUAUCAAAUGGGUACGUAUUUGAAUAUCUAAAAUUGAAAUACUUUACGUAAACAUACCUACGUUCAGAAUCCCUAAAAUCAUUAUACCUAAUGGUUUUUCUAAUUAAAUUCAAAAUACCGCAAGUUUAAAAUGUCAAAUGGAUUAUGCUACCUAAGUUCAUAAAGCUAAAACUUGAAAUAUCUACGUUUAAAAUCCCUUAAAUUGAUGUACCUCAAAGUUUAUUGACCUAAAUUCAAAAUACUGUUAGUAUGUGAAGAUCAAAAGGUAUAAGCAAAAAGAAACACGACCUAUUACAGUAUUAAAUUUUAAUCAACAUAAUGGUUAUCAAAAAUAAAAGUGUAAUUUUCUACUUAGUAAUACAAAGGUACAGAAAUAAUACAGUACACUAAAGUACGAUAAUAACCAACAAAAAUUACAACUCCGAUGAUAAUUAUACGAUAAUUGACUUAUCUUAUAAAUCAAAUUAUUAUUUAAAUUAAACCUAACAUAUUAAUCAUUACAGAUUUUCUGCAAUAGCUCGCAAUAGAUCCACGUGGCUGUAUUCAGGAAUUUUUUUUAAUAUGUUGUCAAUUUUUCUCAACUUGUAAUGACCUUUUCUCAUCCGUUUUUUUGGUACUGCUUUUUUGCUCGCGGCGCCCGAACUACUAUUUAAGAAAAACGCUCACGAGUGAUGCAUCAUUUAGGUAUUUUGACCACUGGGUAUUUUAAACGUUGGUGUUAUAACUGUAGAUAUUUUAUUACAUUAGACAUUUAGUCCAUUAGUUUUUUUAAACUUAGGUACUUAUUUUAUAAGUCGGCGUUAUAAGCUAAGGUAUUAUAAACCAUUAGGUAUAAUGAUUUUAGGGAUUCUGAACGUAGGUAUUUUACGUAAAGUAUUUCAAUUUUAGAUAUUCAAAUACGUACCCUAUCAAAUUGAUGUAUCAUUAUCCUAAAAAAACUAUAAGAUCCGUUAGACUAUUUUAAGGAUACCACACGUAAACACGUUACGGCGUCGCAACGUGCCUCGAUGUACAUGACGAUUUAGCAAUUGUGACUUUUUUAAUAAGUUAUAAAUUUUUAAAAUUGCGCCACCGAAAUUAAUUAAAAAUAUAAUAUACAAAAAUGCACCCGUUUACGCGCGUGAGUCCUUAGGUAUGGUAUGUGACAUAAUUUUACUUAAGUACAUUUAAGGGUAUGAUUGUUAAGGGGAAAAUGAAUUGGAAAUCUAUGUAAGUAAGUGAGUAUACGUAAUUGUAAUUAAACCUAAAUUGCGCGCAGUAAAGCGUUUUUAAAAAAACAAACGGACUAUGACUUAAUUAUAAAGUCUAGGCGCACGCGCCGAAGUCACCUAAUUUGCGGGAAAAUGGCGGUCGCGCGACGUUGCAUACGAUGUCAAUCAAAGAUUUGUAAAACGCGAAAAUUUCGGCGCGUGCGGUUCGUGUAGCUACGCGUUUACCUAUAGCAGGUACUUAUUGUCCUGUCCAACUUAUACCUAAAUCAGAGCCUCAAAAAACACAUGCCAACAGGCUUUCAAACAGUAACUAAUUUAAAAUUAACUAUGGUAAUAGGAACUAAUUUUGUAAAAUUAUUCAGUUUUAAUUUUGUCUGAAUCCAUUGUGCCUUGAGAAUAUAAAGAUGAGAUUGCUGUUGACUUAAAUGUGUUAGAAAUAAAAGAAUGUUGAUAUGA
Pectinophora gossypiella (pink bollworm) is the source of this 7072-nucleotide messenger RNA. Its product is annotated as scavenger receptor class B member 1-like. The transcript is spliced from 12 exons. The coding region runs from base 118 to 1848 and encodes 576 amino acids. Gene Ontology annotation, cellular component: cytoplasm; membrane. Gene Ontology annotation, molecular function: scavenger receptor activity. NCBI's taxonomy places the organism in Eukaryota, Metazoa, Arthropoda, Insecta, Lepidoptera, Gelechiidae. The record is from RefSeq and is a predicted model, not a curated record.